AUACUUUUCUUCAACAGUCACUGACAACAAUGAAAAGAUCAGCUGAUAAUAUCAAAGAUCCAUUAUUCAGAUUUUUUGAACGAGAGGUGAACCUUGGAGCUAAACUUUUAGAAGAUGUACGUCAAGAUUUGAAUGAAGUUAUUCAAGUUUGUGACACUAAGAAAAAACAGACCAACUAUCAUAGAGCAUUAAUUGGUGAUCUUGUUAAAGGUAUUCUUCCAAAGUCAUGGAAUCUUUACACUGUACCAACAGGAAUCACUGUCAUUCAGUGGAUUUCUGAUUUCAGUGAGCGUAUAAAACAACUGCAGAAACUAUCUACUGCCACAGUGUCAGGUGGUGCCAAGGAACUCAAGAAUCAGCAUGUUUGGUUAGGUGGUUUAUUCAAGCCUGAUGCGUAUGUGACAGCUACACGUCAAUAUGUAGCUCAAGCCAACAACUGGUCAUUGGAAGAAUUGUCCAUGAAGGUAUCUGUUUCUGAUGAUGGUAAACAAGUCAGUCUUGAUGAUUGUAGUUUCUCCAUUAUAGGAUUGAGACUACAAGGUGCAACUUGCUCUGGUAACUUGCUCCACCUGUCAAAUCUAAUAUCAACAGAAUUACCAUUCACAAGUUUCACCUGGACCAGAUUAUUAGGAGAUAUGAAAGUCAAAGCUUGUGAAGGCAAGAUAACAUUACCAGUGUACUUGAACCACACAAGAUCUGAAUUGCUGUUUACUGUUGACUUAGCACCAGCUACAGAUGUUAAAGCUGAUACAUUCUGUGAACGUGGUGUUGCCUUGCUUUGCUCUGGAGCUUUCCAGUAGAAAUCAAUAUCAUUCUGAAAAAUUGCAUUUUAAAAUUUUUAGGAAAUUGAAUCAAGCAGAUAAUGUGUAGAAAUUAAAUUUAUUAAUAUUUGAUAUGCAUGCUUUCAUGAUAAUCAAACUUAUAGAUUUAUAUGGCAGUAUAUUAAAAGAUUGCAUCAUCGUAUCAUAAAAAUUGUGUUUAAUCACAUUAAGAAUAUAUCAUGUGCUUUGACUAAACAGUUUGUUACAGUAGUAAUGGUGACCAGUUAAAAAAUGUUCUUCAAAUAAUUGUAUAAUGUGUUUUAAAUUUAGAUUAAAUUGUAUUGAAGGAUUCUGAACAGUAAAAACAUAUUUUCUUGCAAUGUCGCUCCUCCAUAAAAUAUCAAACGCUGUGAUUCAUUAGAUUUUGCAUUAGUAAUAAAAUAUAGAACCCCAAGAAUGCAAUGUACUUGUAUGUGCUUAUCAGUGUUUAAUGAUUGUUCAAUUUUGCCUUCAUUUGUGUUCUAUAUUUCACUGAAAGUCUUCAUUGAGUAACGUGGCAUCAUUGGUGAGGUAUUCAUGUCAGAUCCUGAACAGAUAUUUUGAGUGCAGGUCAAAUUGCAUCAUUUGUUGAGGACUUUCAAUAAAAUAUCAAUGUAUUUGUUUUUUGGUCUAGCUCGGUAGAAUAAAAUUAGUUGUAUGCAAAAA
Saccoglossus kowalevskii is the source of this 1466-nucleotide messenger RNA. Its product is annotated as cytoplasmic dynein 1 heavy chain 1-like. Gene Ontology annotation, cellular component: axonemal dynein complex. Gene Ontology annotation, biological process: microtubule-based movement. The record is from RefSeq and is a predicted model, not a curated record. Lineage: Eukaryota; Metazoa; Hemichordata; Enteropneusta; Harrimaniidae. Gene Ontology annotation, molecular function: minus-end-directed microtubule motor activity; dynein light intermediate chain binding; dynein intermediate chain binding.